GUAUAGAUUUACUUAGCACCAAACUACUUGCCCCACAAUUCCAUUCGCUCUGAUAGGAAACGCUUAAGGAAGUCGGUGUCAGCUGAUGUUCGUGAAAGUUUGGUUUAGUUAGCUAGCAAGCCUAGCUAAUCUAGUAUCUUGAAAUCUGUAGCAAUUUUGAGCGUUUGAAGUUUUACCCUUUUGCAGCAUGUUACGCCCAAAAGCGCUGACUCAAGUUCUCAGUCAGGCAAACACAAGUGGAGUACAAAGCACAUUAUUACUGAAUAACGAAGGUUCACUCCUGGCAUAUUCUGGUUACGGGGACACGGACGCACGAGUUACUGCAGCUAUUGCUAGUAACAUCUGGGCAGCCUACGACAAAAAUGGUCAUCAAGCCUUCAAUGAAGACAAACUGAAGUUUAUUCUGAUGGACUGUAUGGAAGGCCGAGUGGCCAUUACCCGUGUGGCAAACCUAUUACUGUGCAUGUAUGCCAAGGAGACUGUCGGCUUUGGAAUGCUUAAAGCUAAGGCAGAGGCUCUGGUGGAGUACCUUCAGGAGCCUUUAACUCAAGUGGCGGCUUCGUAGGAGGCAGAAUCUGAAACUGUUGUUUCCCCCAGAAAUUAAUCAUGUUUCAUGAAUAUUGACCUUGAUUUUAUGAAAGUCUGUUCUUUCUGGCUUUAUUUAUUUGCUGAUUUUGUGCUAUGCUUUUUUGUUUUGUUUUUGCUGUGUAGUGUACAUAGGUCUAUAUAUAACUUCUAAUGAAUCAAAAUCUUGUUAACUUGUGAUUUCUGCUUUUCCUUUCAUAUAUCUGAUGUUUUUCCUGGUCUUUCUCAGUACAUAUUGUGGUUGCACAUAACCAGUUAACCCAUAAAUGAUAAAUAUGAUACAAUCUUUUGUCAUAUACUUUGUGUGUCUCACAACAGCGCCUUAUAUAAAUCAAGUUGGUGAAAAAUGAAAGUGCGUUUUUGUA
Electrophorus electricus (electric eel) is the source of this 950-nucleotide messenger RNA. It is a transcript of the gene lamtor2, whose product is annotated as late endosomal/lysosomal adaptor, MAPK and MTOR activator 2. Gene Ontology annotation, biological process: positive regulation of TOR signaling. Gene Ontology annotation, molecular function: molecular adaptor activity; guanyl-nucleotide exchange factor activity. Lineage: Eukaryota; Metazoa; Chordata; Actinopteri; Gymnotiformes; Gymnotidae. The record is from RefSeq and is a predicted model, not a curated record.